CAGCGAAGAAAAAAGUAAUAACGAAAGAGCGGCGAUUCGCGCUACUCUCGUUAGUCCAGCGUUUUCGUCGAGUGCGGGCGAGUCUCCAAAUCAUCAUCAUCAUCAGUCACGCGGGCCGCUGCCGCGUGUCGCGAUGAUAUAAAGAGGGUUGUCGUAGGGCAUAACAUAGGCUCAUGAAUAUCAUUCUAGUCAAACUAGUGCUAGAAAACAGGACGUCCACACUCUGACAGCUUCUCGACAUCAACGCCAACGCCGCGAGUCUGAUAGUGCAUUAAUCAGAUGAAUUGAUAAGAGUAAAACACCGCACGAGUCCCCCUUUGCCUACUCAAAUGAAUAAUUUUUAUUCGACACGAUUCGCGAACAUCCUGUACGUGUGGUGAGUCGCCGUCAACAGCCCUCGACGACUUUCGCAAUUCUGGGCUUGCUUUAUGCGCGAUUAACAAGUGAUGCUCAAAUAAACCGUCAAACGUAUACAAGGACUAUUAGCAGUGCUCUCUAUUCAUCGGCAUGAGCGAGUCGCAGUUACUGAUUCUUCUCUCCGGCCGCUAAUUGACCGACAUCCGCGAUAAAUUACCGUAAAUAAAGUGCGCGCGGUGUUUAAUCAUCGAUUAAAAUAAUCUAUGAAGUGAAAAACGGCACAGAUGUGUUCGUCAUAAUUAAAUUCCGCUUAUAUAAUUUAAUCCCGUGGAAUAUUCGUUGAUUCGGCGGACACGACGCACACAAUGAUAUUCGAUUUUAGCGGCGCCCUUGGGGCGAAGCGAAGGGACAUUUUGAUCGUGCUGUGCUUGCAGAUCAUCCUCGUGGUGCUCUUUAUUCUCUUCGCCAGCUAUGAUUCGAAAUAUGAAAAGGAAAUUUAUCCGAUGUUUCAGGAUGUUCAUGUGAUGAUUUACAUCGGUUUCGGUUUCCUGAUGACGUUUCUGAAGAGAUAUGGAUUCAGCGCGGUUGGAUUUAAUUUUUUGCUUGCGUCGUUAAUCGUGCAAUGGGCGCUUAUAUGCGAGGGAUUUUACGAUAUGGAAGAUAAUAAAAUUAAAAUCAGCAUUGUCAGCCUCCUGCGCGCUGACGUGGCGGCGGCCACCGUGUUGAUAACGAUGGGAGCCCUUCUCGGUCGCACCUCGUACAUCCAACUGCUACUCAUCGGGAUCAUCGAGAUCGCCGUCUUCACAGGCAAUUCCUAUCUAGGCAGUCACAUUUUUAAGGUAACAGAUGCUGGCGAUUCAAUAUUUGUCCACGCGUUCGGGGCUUAUUUCGGCUUGGCCGUAAGUUACGUCCUGGCCAGGCGCACGAAAGAGUGGACCGAGGCAAAUCCCAUGGAGGGAUCCAGCUAUACGUCGGAUUUAUUCGCAAUGAUCGGUACGGUGUUUCUCUGGAUGUUCUGGCCGAGUUUUAAUUCAGCUGAACAAACCGGUGAUGAUCAACAGCGCGCCGUCAUCAACACCUAUCUCUCGCUGUGCGCCUGCUGCGUUACUUCGUACGCCAUGUCGGCGAUGCUCACCAGUGAGCACAAGUUCGACAUGGUGCACAUCCAGAAUUCGACGCUCGCCGGCGGCGUAGCCAUCGGCACGGCCGCCAACUUGAUGGUCCAGCCGUGGGGAGCAAUGCUCAUCGGUUGUAUCGCCGGUAUUAUUUCGGUCUGCGGUUACAGCAUGCUCACGCCGUGGAUCGAUAGCAAAUUAAAAAUACACGACACGUGCGGCGUGCAUAACUUGCACGGCAUGCCAGCGGUAUUAGCCGCGUUGGUCGGGGCACUAAUGGCGGGACUCGCCUCCGAGGACCAGUACAAGAUGAGUCUGUAUCAGAUAUUUCCGGCGAUGGCGGCCGUCGACGCUAAGGCCACCGCAGAGUAUCCGUUUCUCCAGCCGGGCGAUGGCCGCACCAAUCUCACUCAGGCAGGCUUUCAACUGGCGGCCAUUGCGGCCACCAUUGCCAUCGCCAUUGUUUCCGGUGCCAUUACUGGUUAUGUAGUGAGCGUGGAUGCGCUCGACUUUGCAUACGGAAGUUGGUAUAACGAUGACAGUUAUUGGCUCACUGAUGGCGCCGGCGACGCAAACAAUUCGCAAGCGAUCGGAAAGCUUCUCGAGCAAGUGCGUUACAACACGUUUGACUCGGAUCACGCGCCAGUCAUAAGCGUCGGACGCAUUUAUGAUCGACGUGCGAGCAUUACGAUGCAAGGCGCUACGUGCAUUCCGGGCUCAUUGUUUCCUCACUCGGAGUUUCGCCCAAGAGUGGGUACGCAGAUGACCAGUUUUGGCUAAUCCACGAACCACAUUCGGAGCACUCUUCACACGAGGGGACACUUAAGUUGGAGACUGUAAGCGAGACCAUUGACAAGAGUUCGCCGAUCGGUAAGCGAUUAGCUCAAGGACGUGAAACUGAUGAGGAUUUCUAUUGAUACGAAGUUAUUUCGCAAUAAAAGUUAUGUAGCAUACUUUUUAGAUGAACAAGUACAAAUAGUAAAUCAUACAAUAAAUAUUUUAAGAGUA
This is a messenger RNA of Dalotia coriaria, 2480 nucleotides long. It is a transcript of the gene Rh50, whose product is annotated as Rhesus blood group-associated glycoprotein Rh50. The transcript is spliced from 8 exons. Gene Ontology annotation, biological process: ammonium homeostasis; ammonium transmembrane transport. Gene Ontology annotation, cellular component: plasma membrane. Lineage: Eukaryota; Metazoa; Arthropoda; Insecta; Coleoptera; Staphylinidae. The coding region runs from base 723 to 2252 and encodes 509 amino acids. Gene Ontology annotation, molecular function: ammonium channel activity. The record is from RefSeq and is a predicted model, not a curated record.